GGAGAGAAAUAUUCUUGAUCAAGUAAAUAAAAUAGCUCCAAAAUUUCAAGAGGGUCUAAAGGCAUUUUCUGACAGUCCCAUCAUUGGAGAGAUUCGGGGGACAGGUUUGAUUCUCGGGACUGAAUUUGCCGAUAACAAGUCGCCAAACGACCCUUUCCCUUCCGAAUGGG
Striga hermonthica is the source of this 170-nucleotide messenger RNA. NCBI's taxonomy places the organism in Eukaryota, Viridiplantae, Streptophyta, Magnoliopsida, Lamiales, Orobanchaceae. The record is from the annotation of a GenBank genome assembly.